AGAUAAAAGGAUGUACCUGGCAGAAGAGAGUUGUUUUCAAUAACUUUUUGCUAAAAUAAAGGGGGGGGGUGUUAAUUAUUAAACCCUUACUUGAUUGCUCCCUAGUUCUGCUGAUGCUUUAAUCCUGGGUCACUGAAAGUUUAAGACUGCAUUAGAGUGGUGGCUUUUUUUCCUUUUUUUGCCUGAAGUUUCCCGGUCUGGAAGGAUGUUAGGGAGAUUGCUGCUUGCCUCCACCUGGGUUACCGUCGCUUAUGCUGGACUUUGCAAACCAGAAAUGCAGAAUGCUGUCAAAGUGCGGCUUAGUAUCAAAACAGCUUUGGGAGACAAAGCAUAUACCUGGGAUACCAGUGAAGAAUUUCUGUUUAAAGCAAUAAUGGCUUUUGCCAUGAGAAAAUAUUCCAGUCAACAAACAACCCAAACCUCCAAUGUGUUGCUUUGCAAUCUAACAGAUCGGGUAUCUUUUUGGUUUGUGAUCACUGAUUCUUCCACAAAUACCACCAUUCCUAGGAGAGAUGUAGAAACAGCUAUAAGAUGGAAUAGAAGGAGAAUCAACAGUGCCUUCUUGCUAAAUGACAAUACUCUGCAGUUCUUGGAAAUCCCAUCAACUUUAGCACCACCAUUUGAACACCCUGUGCCAGUCUGGCUGAUUGUAUUUGGGGUUGUUCUUUGCAUCAUUGUAGCUGGAAUUGUUUUCCUCAUAGUAUCAGGAAUCCAGAAACGCAUGAGAUAUAAUAAGAAGCCUGAAGAAACAGAAGUUUUAGAAGAGAAGACUGAAACUGCCAUAACAGUGGAAAAUGGAAUCCCCUGUGACACCUUGGAUCUAAAAGCUGGCCAGGUUAAUGGAGUAUAUGCAGCAGCAGAUGAUGAACGGUUCACACCCUUAUGAACUAUCACUGUGUUCUCAUUAGUCCCCUUUUCAUGGACCUGUCCUGGUUUAUCUAAAUAAUAUUGCUGCUUGUGAAACAGCAAGACAAGGACUGUAACAUAAUGUGUAUUCCCUGCCCCUUUAGCAGAUGGCAAACACAUUACAAAUUCAGUUUUCAUCAAAAGCUAAUGGAAAGAACAAAUAUAGUACCGCAUGUUAUAUGUUUUUAGGGUGUAUCAGGGGACUGAGGCAAAGGCUAUUUUCUAUCACAUGCUUAGUAAUGGAUUAUUAUUUAAAUGCAUAGCUACCCUUUGUCUUUUGUUCUGUUUCUUUGGUUGGGAUAUGACUGGCUUUCUUCCAGUAUUAUAUUCAUAAGAAAAGUAAUCCAUUUCACUAGGGUCUGUAAGUAUACUGCAUGUCAACUAUAGUCUUAAAAAGAGCAUUUGUCGCAUGUAAGAAGCAGACAGAUAACUUUUCAGAGAGGUUAAGCAAUACUAUAGAGCUGUGAAUGUGCUUUUCUACAUGAGAUAGGUUUAUUAUUGUACUACCAUGAUCUGUGGUCAAAUUAUUUGUGCAGGUUUCUUUAUAUUUCAACAUACACUGGGGAAAAAUAGAUAUCUACUCUAACACUGCUUCCAUUGACUUGGAUGCCUUUUGAUAUGACUAUAUAUUGGAUAGUAUCCAUAAUGCCUAACUUGGUAGAAGUUGAUUCUAAUAUAUUCAAAGGCUGAACUGAAGGUAAAAAGAGGAAGCAGUAAUCACUUUUGUGCUGAUGAACACAGGAAAUAAAUAGUGAAAAUAAUGAUUAAUAAGUAAAUACAAGUUUUCAAAUGUGCAAAUCUGCUUAUAUUUGCUCCUUCAUACCUCUUGGACAUGUCUUAUCCUUUCAGACUGUAAAGCCCUUGGAUAAGGAUUGUCUCCUCCAUAUAUCCUGUGAUAAUCCUUGUUGGAUUUUUGGGACAAUAAAUAAAUGCAAUUCACAAAA
Messenger RNA from Heteronotia binoei (common prickly gecko), 1850 nucleotides. RefSeq names its product collectrin, amino acid transport regulator (gene CLTRN). The transcript is spliced from 6 exons. Lineage: Eukaryota; Metazoa; Chordata; Lepidosauria; Squamata; Gekkonidae. The record is from RefSeq and is a predicted model, not a curated record. The coding region runs from base 206 to 886 and encodes 226 amino acids.